Messenger RNA from Salvia hispanica, 900 nucleotides. NCBI's taxonomy places the organism in Eukaryota, Viridiplantae, Streptophyta, Magnoliopsida, Lamiales, Lamiaceae. The record is from RefSeq and is a predicted model, not a curated record.
AUGAGUUCGAGGAUGAAAGCACCAAUUGUUAAGGAUAAUCUCCUUAACGCGAUGCCGAAAGAUAGAUUAGAAGUCUCGGGAGACGCCUCCGUCCUCACCGUGGCCGAUGUAAAUGAGUCUGGCACCGACCUAGCCCCCGCUUUGUUCCCCCUCCCCGGGAUCCGCAACAAGGAUGGCGCGUCCCAGCCUCUGCUUGCCGUCCAGGUGAUGAAUCUCGGGGAUGGGUCAUUCGUCGGCUUCACCCUCAACCAUCUCCUCUGCGACGGCACCGCAUUCUGGUACUUCGUCAACUCCUGGGUCGAGAUCUCCCGCAGCAGCAGGGAGUCGAUCUCGACGCCCCCGAUCCUCAGCCGCGACCAGCUGUUGAUGCUGAUGUCGACGAAAAUAUUUCGUGUAUUUUCGUCGCUGCAAGCUGUUAUAACCCAUUUGUGGCGAUCCAUGAUACGAUGCCAUUCGGCGGGGCUCAGCGAGGAGACGACAUUCGAGUUUCCGAUGGGGACGAGGUGGAGGAUUAGCCCGCCCCUCCCCGACGAGUACUUCGGGAAUGCGAUUAUCCCAGGGUUUAUAAACAGAAUGGUGAAUUCGACGGGGCCGGAGAAGGUGAAGGAGUUCUUUAGCGGUUGGGCGAAGGAGCCUAAGUUUGUUCAGUUUGACACUAUCCCAACUAAUCGUUUCAUACUUAUAAACUCCCUGAGGUUCGAUGUGUAUGGGAACGACUUCAGGUGGGGUCCGCCUGUGGCGGCCAGGAGCGGAAGGGGGAGCAGUUUCGACGGGAGGGUAACGGUUUUCGCGGGGCCGGAUGGGAGCUUGGAGGUUGAAGACUGUUUGUUGAAGGAGACUUUGUGUGCCAUGGCAGAGGAUGUUGAGUUCAUGGAGUUUGUUACUACUGUGGAAAAUUGA